Messenger RNA from Tupaia belangeri chinensis (Chinese tree shrew), 3804 nucleotides. RefSeq names its product protein kinase cGMP-dependent 2 (gene PRKG2). Gene Ontology annotation, molecular function: cGMP-dependent protein kinase activity; ATP binding. NCBI's taxonomy places the organism in Eukaryota, Metazoa, Chordata, Mammalia, Scandentia, Tupaiidae. The record is from RefSeq and is a predicted model, not a curated record. Gene Ontology annotation, biological process: protein phosphorylation. The transcript has 18 exons. Bases 12 to 2300 code for a protein of 762 amino acids.
CUCCGAGCAAGAUGGGAAAUGGUUCAGUGAAACCCAAACAUUCCAAGUAUCCAGAUGGCCACUUGGGCAACCUCACUGCUGAUGCCCUGCGGAGUAAGGUGACGGAACUAGAGAGGGAGCUGAGGAGGAAGGAUGCUGAGAUCCAGGAGCGGGAGUACCAUUUGAAGGAGCUGAGGGAGCAGCUGUCGAAGCAGACUGUGGCCAUUGCUGAGCUCACGGAGGAGCUGCAGAACAAGUGUAUCCAGCUGAACAAGCUCCAGGACGUGAUACAUGUGCAGGGAGGGAGCCCACCUCAGGCCUCUCCAGAUAAAGUGCCUCUCGAGAUCCACAGGAAGACCUCGGGCUUGGUCUCCCUCUACAGCAGGAGGGGAGCAAAGGCUGGGGUGUCUGCUGAGCCAACCACCCGAACCUAUGACCUCAAUAAACCCCCUGAAUUUUCCUUUGAAAAAGCCAGAGUCAGAAAGGACUCCAGUGAAAAGAAGCUCAUUACAGAUGCCCUUAAUAAAAAUCAGUUUCUGAAGAGACUGGACCCUCAGCAGAUCAAAGACAUGGUGGAAUGCAUGUAUGGGAGAAGCUACCUGCAAGGGAGUUACAUUAUUAAGCAAGGAGAGCCGGGAAACCAUAUCUUUGUGCUGGCAGAGGGCCGACUAGAGGUGUUCCAAGGGGAGAAAUUGCUGUCAUCCAUCCCUAUGUGGACUACCUUUGGGGAACUAGCCAUUUUAUACAACUGUACCAGGACUGCCUCUGUGAAAGCUAUUACCAAUGUUAAAACUUGGGCAUUAGAUCGGGAGGUGUUCCAGAAUAUAAUGAGGAGGACAGCCCAAGCUAGAGAUGAACAAUACAGAAACUUCCUACGAAGUGUAUCCUUGCUGAAGAAUUUACCUGAAGAUAAAUUAACCAAGAUCAUUGACUGCUUGGAAGUGGAAUACUACGACAAAGGAGAUUACAUCAUUAGAGAGGGCGAGGAAGGAAGUACCUUUUUCAUUUUGGCAAAAGGAAAGGUAAAAGUCACACAAAGUACAGAGGGCCACGAUCAACCACAGCUGAUAAAAACAUUGCAAAAAGGAGAGUACUUUGGAGAAAAAGCUCUUAUCAGCGAUGAUGUCAGGUCAGCCAACAUUAUUGCUGAAGAAAAUGAUGUCGCAUGCCUGGUGAUAGAUCGAGAAACAUUCAACCAAACUGUUGGGACAUUUGAAGAACUCCAAAAAUACCUUGAAGGCUAUGUGGCAAACCUGAAUCGUGAUGAUGAAAAGAGACAUGCGAAGAGGUCCAUGUCUAACUGGAAGCUGUCCAAAGCACUCUCUCUGGAGAUGAUUCAACUGAAGGAGAAGGUGGCCAGAUUUUCCUCAUCUUCCCCAUUCCAGAACCUUGAGAUUAUCGCAACACUGGGCGUUGGUGGGUUCGGAAGAGUUGAGCUUGUUAAAGUAAAAAAUGAGAACAUUGCUUUUGCUAUGAAGUGCAUAAGGAAGAAGCACAUUGUUGAUACUAAGCAACAGGAACAUGUCUACUCAGAAAAGAAGAUCCUGGAAGAGUUGUGUUCUCCGUUCAUUGUGAAAUUAUAUCGUACCUUCAAGGACAAUAAAUAUGUAUACAUGCUUCUGGAGGCCUGCCUAGGUGGGGAGCUAUGGAGUAUAUUAAGGGACAGAGGCAGCUUUGAUGAACCCACCUCUAAAUUCUGUGUUGCUUGUGUGACAGAAGCAUUUGAUUACCUGCAUCGACUAGGUAUUAUCUACAGAGACUUGAAGCCAGAAAACUUAAUUCUAGAUGCUGAAGGUUAUCUUAAAUUGGUAGACUUUGGAUUUGCUAAGAAAAUAGGAUCUGGACAGAAAACAUGGACGUUCUGUGGGACUCCAGAGUAUGUAGCCCCUGAAGUCAUUCUCAACAAAGGACAUGACUUCAGCGUGGAUUUCUGGUCACUGGGAAUUCUGGUGUAUGAGCUCCUAACCGGCAACCCGCCCUUUUCUGGUAUUGACCAAAUGAUGACCUACAAUUUGAUUCUCAAAGGAAUUGAAAAAAUGGAUUUUCCCAGAAAAAUAACAAGAAGACCCGAGGAUUUGAUUAGGAGGCUUUGCAGGCAAAAUCCAACAGAAAGGCUGGGAAAUCUGAAGAAUGGAAUCAAUGACAUUAAGAAACACAGGUGGUUAAAUGGUUUUAAUUGGGAGGGACUGAAAGCACGGAACCUUCCCUCACCUCUACGAAGAGAGCUCAGUGGACCCAUAGAUCACAGUUACUUUGACAAGUAUCCUCCGGAAAAAGGAGUGCCUCCAGAUGAGCUGUCAGGCUGGGAUAAAGACUUCUGACAGAAGAGGACUUUAAGGAUCAAUAAUCCAAGACUGAUUAUUUCUCUCUUCAGCGUAUUAUAUCUUUUGGAAGACCAUUAGAGAACAGAGAACCCUGCACAGGGCGGGUGGAGGAGAAUGAUACGGAUGUGGCCCUGAAUUAUGAUAUCUUAUUUAGAUGCUGUGAAUUAUUCAUGUAUCUCAUUCUUUGCUUUUCUCAAUUGUUGAAGGCUAUUUCAUUUCCCUUUCCACAAUCAAAACCAUUUUGUUGUUGUUGAAGCAGCAUAGUUUUUUUGAAAUCUCUGUUUCAUCUCAGUCACACUCAUCUCCUUCAAGUCCUUCAAAGGUCUGAAAAGGGUCUUUUGCCCUUCGACAACUAAGUCAUGCAAAUGCAAAACCACAAGAGUGAAUUUUGCCUUUCCAUAGCUCUCUGGCAUCAUACAAUGGUGGUUUGCAGAAAUCAUGGUAGUCAAUAGAAGCAUGUUACAUGUUACUUUGCCCUGUACUCAACCUAGAAAUGUACUAAUACGCUUCUAAUACUAGUCUGGGGAAAGCAAGUUUGAGUAUUAGUCAAUGAUACCUCUUCCUAAAGUAAUGUGUCAAUUACUCCAAUCAGGUAAUUAAGUCCCAUUGGAGAAUUUAGAACAAAAUAAAUGAAACAAAAACUAUUUGUCUUUCUCCAGCAGCCAGCUGAGAGAGAUGAGACGUUUCGAAAGCCUGUUAAAGGUGAUGAUAAUGUGUAGUUAAAGGAUGAGCUUUGGGUAAGAUUUUAUCAUAUGUACUAAGACAUUUUCACAAAGUAUAAAGUAUGCCAGAACAAAAUCGUGAAGGCUUUUCCUUCCCACUAAAUAUAAAGGAGUAUACAUUCCAAUAGGUAAGGUAGCUGACUCUUUGAACCCCUGAGGUAUUUUGGCCAAAUCUGUGAUUGUUACUAUUAAUAAACCAAGAGUAUAGAAUAACCGUGGUUAAUUUUUAAUGACAGUCCUAUUGGCAAAUGUUGAUGCACUGUAAUCACUGCUGACUUGAUAGUUCUUUUUAAAGACAUUUGAGUCAUGGAUAUGUCUAUAAUUUUAGAUUGUUAAGCAAAAGGCACCAGAAAAGUGAUGGAAUUUUAGAAGCAAAAGGAACACCCAGCAUCUGCCCUCCUCUUGUCUCCUUCUCUUCCAAAUAGGAAAGAGGAGUUUCCAGAGCAUUGGACACCCCCCCCCAGUAACUAUGACUUUUACUUAAGAACAUACACAUGUAUUGACUAUGAUCACUCUCAUGUUUGUUCUGAAAUGAAUGGGAAGCAGAAAUUUCUCUUUUUAAUCUGGUAGAGUAUGAAUCAUGUGUAAGUUUUGGCAUUGAGAUUCUGGUUAUAUUUUCAUAUGAAAAUGAUCUAUGUGAAAACCAACCUCUCCUCAGUCCUCCCUCCUAAUUUCAUCAUAAGGGGAAAGUCAACUUAAGAGUUAAACCAGAUAAGUGAGGUCCAACCCAAGAAAGGAUAUCCUUAACAAAUUGAAUUUCCACAUUUAGAAUCCUUCUG